Molecule: messenger RNA, 621 nt
Organism: Xenia sp. Carnegie-2017
Lineage: Eukaryota; Metazoa; Cnidaria; Anthozoa; Malacalcyonacea; Xeniidae
Exons: 3
Coding region: 1-621 (206 amino acids)
Source: RefSeq, a predicted model, not a curated record
AUGAGAGAAUCUAAUGUUCCUAUAAGUGGUCCCAUACUGCAAGAAGCAAAACUCACUGUCAAACAUCUUGGUUAUAAUGAAUUUCAAGGUUCAAACGGAUGGCUUGAGAAAUGGAAGAAAAGGUACAAUAUCAAGGAGAUGAGAAUCGCUGGUGAGGACGGUGAUGUCAAUGAAGCAACGCUUAAAAGCUUGCAGGAGCAUGUGGGAAUCUACCGAGAAAAAUCAGGCGAUGAUGACGAUUAUGAUCCCUUUAAAAGUAAAGAGAUUAUUAAUUUGAAUGAGCUAAGCUCGAUAAUUAGUAGUGACUGCUGUGCUGAGCAGUACAUUGAUGCAGACAACUAUGUCCCAUUCUGCGAUAGUUUAAUCAACAUCGAAGAUUCCAACUGGCGGGUAGUAUUAAGAACAGAGCUCUUGAACGAAACAAACUCGAGUGGGAAACAUUCAAAGCUAGAAGACCUUGACAACUACAAAGGCGCCUUUAAACAAAAGGGCAAUGAUUUUGACGUGCCUUUGAAAGAACCUGAAAUUAAAACAACUGCCAGUGCAGCAACUGUAGCAGAAAAUCUUCUAGAUUUCGCUUAUUUUACUGGCAACGACGAACUUUCCCAAGAAUGUCAUUAA